GUGACGGACACUGAGCGCGAUGGCAGCACCGCUUCACCCCGGACAGCAGACAUGACACAAUAUUCUCUCUAAAGUAAUUUCUCUCUAAACAGCGGGACGGACUUUUCUUUCAGGCGUCUCCGUUUGAAGACUUGUUAGUCGACACACGUGGGAAACCCUCCAAACGCGCUUUUUCCUUUCCUGAGGGCUUAAAAGCGAGGACUCUGUGACAGGAUGUACCAUGAAGACGGCGCUAACUCUCUCAGACCACGUUAUGGAUCCAUUGUGGAUGAUGAGAGGCUCUCGGCGGAGGAAAUGGAUGAGAGGAGACGUCAAAACAUCGCCUAUGAAUAUCUCUGUCACCUAGAGGAGGCCAAACAGUGGAUGGAGGCCUGCCUCGAGGAGGAACUUCCUUCCACCACAGAGCUUGAAGAGGGCUUGCGGAAUGGCGUCUACCUUGGCAAACUAGCCAAGUUCUUUGCUCCUGAAAUGGUGUCGGAGAAGAAGAUCUAUGACAGAGACCAGAGCCGUUACAAGAGCAAAGGGCUACACUUCAGGCACACAGACAACACAGUCCAGUGGCUCAAAGCAAUGGAGUCUGUAGGUUUGCCAAAGAUAUUCUAUCCUGAGACAACUGACGUGUAUGAUCGCAAGAACAUGCCCAAGGUGAUCUACUGCAUACAUGCACUCAGUUUGUACCUCUACAAAUUGGGGAUUGCCCCACAGAUUCAAGACUUGCUGGGAAAAGUGGCCUUCACAGAGGAGGAGAUCAGUAACAUGAGGAAAGAGUUGGAGAAAUACGGUAUCCAAAUGCCAGCCUUCAGCAAAAUUGGUGGCAUUCUGGCCAAUGAACUGUCAGUGGACGAAGCUGCCUUACAUGCUGCUGUAAUUGCCAUUAAUGAGGCAAUAGACAAAGGCCAGGCUGAGGGCACCAUGGCUGCUCUGCAGAAUCCGAAUGCCAUGCUGAGAAACACGCAGAAGGAGCUUGCUAACGAUUACCAGGACACACUGAGCCAGGCCAAGAAGAGAAAGGAAGCACUGGCCUCAGGGCGGCGGUCCUCCAUUGCAACUGAAGAAAGGGAUGUGUAUGAAGAGUUACUGACCCAGCAGGAGAUCCAGAGCAGUGUAGAUGUGGUCAACACAUUCACGGCCACGCAGAAGGUGAACCAGGCAAUUGAUGCCCAGGAUAAAGACGCUCUCCUGGCUGGCCUCAGAUUACCUGACCUGGGCAUUCUCGGAGUCUUAGAGGCUAACGCUCAGUGGUACUUGGAGCACUUCACAUCUUACAGGGAACACAAAGCUAAGGAUGUUGGUGCUGCAGCUCAGUUGGAGAAGGAUGAGAUACAGAGGGUUGUGAGCUCCUGCAACGACUUCGCUGAAGCAGAGAAACGAAAGCAAGAUGCCAUGUCUGCGAUCAAUGCUGCCAUUCGUCGUGGUAUUCCAGAAGAGACAGUACAUGAGCUCAUGAACCCAGAAGCCCAGCUGCCUAUAAUCUACCCCUCUGCUGCCAACCUGUACCAGGCUGAACUCUUCAGCCUGCAGAAUGGCUCACAGAAAAAAAUUGGUCUGAGCCAUGAGGAGCUCUGUGUUGCUGUUGAGAUGCUGUCAGCAGUAGCUGUCUUAAAUGAGGUGCUGGACACUAAGGACUCUGUGGCGGUCACAGAGCAGCUUUCUGACUCUCCACUAGGAUUCAGUAACAUGGACCAUGACAACAUGCAGAGAUACGCUGAUACACUCAUAAGCCUUAGAGCAGAAUCUCUUGCUCAGGGACAGGAAUUCCUCACCUGGAACGAUGUUCAGAAGUGCAUUGACACUGUCAACUUCCAGGUUCACGAGGAGCAUGAACGAGUGAUUGCCAUUGCUGAGAUCAAUGAGGCAAUGAACUCUGGAGAUCCUGAGAAAACCCUUGCUGCCCUGCUCCUCCCCACAGCAAAAAUACAGGGAGUUAACCCAGAAACAGCCAAACACUACCAUGAUUUGCUGCUGCACACCAAAGAUCUUAUCUGCAAGAGAUCAGGAGAUGAGUCUGCAGUGCUGUGGCUGGACCAGAUCCAGGAGGCAGUCCACACUGCCAACCAAGACCAGGAUGACGCUCUCAAACUGGCUGAAGCAGUGGCCGACAUUAACAGAGUGAUAGCUGUGGGAGACAAUGAGGAAACUUUGGCUGCUCUGCAGAAUCCAUGUGCAGGACUGAGGGGAGUGCUGUCUGACUGUGCACCCACCUACCAGACUGAACUAGCACAGCUACAGGAUCAACACAUACAAGAAGGGAAUAGUGGUAGUAUGUGGGUGAAGCACAGAAUCAAGGACAAAUAUGACUAUUUUUAUGACCUGGAAACCAAAAAAGGGACAUGGGUACAACCUGAAGACUUCAUCCAUGACAGCACACAGCUCACAAAAGAGGACAUUCAGAGUGUUGUGAGCAGUGUGACAGCAGAGUACAAUCGGGAACAGCUGUGGUUGGCCAAUGAGCCACUCAUCGUACAGCUACAGGCUUGUAUUCGUGGAUACCUGGUGAGAAGGGCUUACAGUGACAGACUGGCAUAUUUAAAGCAACAAGAGCCAAGAGUAAUCAAACUACAGGCAUCCUGGAAGGGCUAUAAACAGAGGAAAGCCUACAAGGACAGACUACAAACCUUACAAAGCAAUGUCCAGACUGUAGUGAAGUUACAGUCCUUCGUGAAAAUGUGGCGAGCCAGACGAGCAUACACUGAGAGACUGCAGUAUUUCAAAGACCAUGAAAAAGAGAUAAUAAAGAUCCAGGCUUUUCUGAAGGCAAACAAAGCCAGAGUUGAUUACAGAACUCUGACUGGUGCUCAGGACCCUCCUCUCUGUGUGGUCCGUAAGUUUGCUCACCUGCUGGAACAGAGCGGCCUAGAUCUGCAGGAGGAACAGGAAAUGACACGGCUCAGAGAAGAGGUUGUAACUAAGAUUCGCGCCAAUCAACAAAUGGAGAAGGACCUGAACCUCAUGGACAUUAAGAUUGGACUGUUGGUGAAAAACAGGAUCACACUUCAGGACGUGGUGUCACUCAGUAAAAAGAUGAAGACCAAAAAGAACAAAAUGAGCAAAGAAGAUCUUGCCAUGGGUGACAAGCAGGGCAUCAAAGGUCUGAGCAAAGAGAAAAGGAAGAGAUUGGAGGCCUACCAGCAUCUCUUCUACCUACUACAGACAAAUCCAUCGUAUCUGGCCAAGCUCAUCUUCCAGAUGCCACAGAACAAAUCCACCAAGUUUAUGGACACAGUGAUUUUCACUUUGUAUAACUACGCCUCCAACCAGAGAGAGGAGUAUCUGCUUCUCAAGCUCUUUGAAUCUGCCCUCAGGGAAGAGAUCAAGUCGAAGGUGGACCAAAUCCAGGACAUAGUGACGGGGAACCCAACAGUCAUUAAGAUGGUGGUGAGCUUUAACCGUGGAGCUCGAGGUCAGAACGCUCUAAGGCAGCUACUCUCACCAGUGGUAAAAGAAAUCAUCGAGGACAAAAGCCUGGGCAUCAACACUAACCCCAUAGACAUCUACAAGGCCUGGGUCAACCAGCUAGAGACAGCUACAGGAGAGGCAAGUAAAUUGCCCUAUGAAGUCACAGCGGAACAGGCUCUAUCUCAUGAGGAAGUGAGGUCCAGGCUGGAGGCAUCUAAUCAGACACUGCGUUCUGUCACGGACAAAGUGCUGAGCUCCAUCAUGUCAUCAGUGGACACCAUCCCGUAUGGCAUGAGAUACAUUGCUAAGGUUCUGAAGAAUACGCUUCAUGAGAAAUUCCCUGAUGCUUCUGAAGACGAUCUUCUAAAGAUUGUAGGGAACCUUCUCUAUUACCGGUACAUGAAUCCGGCUAUAGUGGCCCCAGAUGGUUUCGACAUCAUAGACAUGACAGCCGGAGGGCAGCUGCAUUCAGACCAACGCAGGAACCUGGGCUCUGUGGCUAAGAUGCUGCAGCAUGCCGCUGCCAACAAGCUGUUCGAGGACGGGAGUGAUCAUCUUACAUCCAUGAACGGCUACAUCUCUUCCACUUACCAGAAAUUCCGGGUAUUUCUACAGUCUGCAUGUGAUGUCCCGGCUCCUGAAGAGAAAUUUAACGUGGAUGAGUACUCCGACAUGGUGACGCUCAGCAAACCUGUCAUCUACAUCUCCAUUGAGGAGAUCAUCAACACUCACUCACUUGUACUGGAGCAUAAAGAGGCCAUAGCUCCAGAUCACAGUGAUCUUCUGCAUGAGCUUCUGGAGGACCUGGGUGAUGUUCCUGACAUGGAGUCAUUGCUUGGUGAAGGCACUGUCGAUCCAAAUGACCCCAACAAGGAAAACACCAUGAGUCAGUUGGCCAAAACGGAGGUCUCCCUCACGCUUACUAACAAGUUUGAGCUGAUGGAUGGUGAUGACAUGGAUAUGAAGGGGCUGAUGAUGAAGACGAAGAAGCUAGUAGUAGAUGUGGUGAGAAUCCAGCCAGGAGAAACACUGACUGAUAUCCUGGAGACUCCAGCUACUUCCCUGCAGGAAUCGGAACAUGCUAAGCUGGUGGAGCGGCGGGCAGCACAGGACGCUACAGCACCAGAGGGUCUGAAGAGCAGUCAGGCUGUGCUAGAAGACCGGCAGUUGCCUCUGGAGCAGAAGAAGCGCAAGAUCCUCAGGAACCUGCGCACGCUGGAACAGGCUGGACUGGUCAGCUCUAGCAGCAAAUACCAGGAGCUCAUCAACGACAUCUCCAAGGACAUUCGCUACCAGAGGCGCUACAGGCAGAGGAGGAAAGCUGAACUGGUGAAGCUCCAGCAGACUCUAAAUGCUCUCAACUCCAAGGCAGCUUUCUACCAGGACCAGAUCAACUAUUACGACACCUACAUCAAAACCUGCCUUGACAACCUCAAUAGAAAGAAUGCUCGCAGAUCAAUCAAACUUGACAAAAAAGGAGAAGAGAAGGGAAGUAAGAAGUCCAAGCAGCAGUCCUUGAAGUACACAGCUGCCAGGCUACAUGAGAAAGGAGUCAUUCUGGAGAUUGAAGGACUUCAGACCAAUCAACUGAAAAACAUUAUGUUUGACAUUGCGCCCUGUGAAGAAGUCGGAGACUUUGAGAUAAAGGCCAAGUUUAUGGGAGUUGAGAUGGAAAAAGUCCAACUGCAUUUCCAGGAUCUUCUGCAGCUCCAGUAUGAAGGAGUUGCUGUGAUGAAAAUGUUUGACAAGGCCAAAGUCAAUGUCAACCUCCUGAUCUUCCUGCUGAACAAGAAGUUUUAUGGAAAGUGAAUUCUGUACCAUUGGAUGCGUUAACUCAGACGACACACUUGGGAAUAUUAACUUGCUGAAAAGUCGUAUUUGGGGUAGCAUUAGUGUGAAAUAAUGCACAAUGAGAAUGAAGUGUGCCUUCAGGUGAAGCUGUUUUUGUAAACAGACUGUGUAACUGGAAAUUCUGGGACAAUUAUUGGGUAUUUAAUUUUGAGCUAUGUACACAUAUCAGAAGUUCAAAUAUUAAAGCUGUACAGACAUAAAAAGCUACUAGUGCUAAAGCUGAAAUCCUGAUUGGUAUUGAUUAGAAUUGUAGUGAAAUUGUACCAAAACGUCCAGCAUGCUUCCAAUGAGAGGCUUAUAUUGACAAGUCUUACAAUUGUAUUUUUUUUUUCCACACAAUAAUUGUACAUGAUCUAUUUUUAAAUGGUAUUAUAAUUGAUAUAUCUAUUUUAUAUUUAGGUAGUACUGUACGUGAAACACUUUUGUCACUGUAAAAAAAAAGGAGAAAAAAUAUGGGAAAACAGGUUUUAUGAAUGAAUUUCACAAAGCACUACUGCCUCCUGCCUCUAAUAGAUUAAAUGGGAAAGCCAAAUUGUAAAGCCACAGACAAAUAUUCAACUAGUGCCUUCCAUUCAUAAGUGAUUAAGCUAUGUGCAUCUUUUAAAUGAUCUAAUAAAGAGCUUUUAGUAGCUUUUUAAAAGGAUGUGCUGGUAUUGUAAAAGUCAUUGAUCUGAAAUAAACAAAUCACAUCACAAA
This is a messenger RNA of Pygocentrus nattereri (red-bellied piranha), 5943 nucleotides long. RefSeq names its product IQ motif containing GTPase activating protein 2 (gene iqgap2). Gene Ontology annotation, molecular function: calmodulin binding; GTPase activator activity; actin filament binding. Gene Ontology annotation, cellular component: cytoplasm. Bases 214 to 5205 code for a protein of 1663 amino acids. The record is from RefSeq and is a predicted model, not a curated record. NCBI's taxonomy places the organism in Eukaryota, Metazoa, Chordata, Actinopteri, Characiformes, Serrasalmidae. Gene Ontology annotation, biological process: regulation of GTPase activity; regulation of actin cytoskeleton organization. The transcript has 38 exons.